AAGGCACACUGCUAUGGCAAGCUCUAUUCUCUCAUCCAUAAUGAAUCUCACAGCCAAGCUUCUUGCCUUUGCUCCAUCACCAUCUCCUUUGAAACCAGAUUCAUCUUCAUCCUCAUCUUUAGUAACACCGUCUUUUGCCAAAAAAACCUCAAUGAUACAAGAGAUCCAAACUGUAAUUGUAGAUGCGGAGCGGAAAGGAGUCAAGGAUGAGUCCAUCAAGCUAUGGCUUCUUGAGCUGAAACAAGUGUCUUAUGAUGCAGAGGACAUACUCGGUGACUUUGAAUUCGAGCUACUACGGAGCAAAAUGGAGGCAGAUCGGAAGAGAAAGCGUGAGGUAUUCGAAUAUGACCCCUCCAGUCCUUUAUAUGAUGCUAAUCUGCAAAAUAAAAUGUUGCAAAGAAUUAGAAUGGUUUGUGAAAUGUUUGACGAGAUCGAAAAAGAUCGGGUUAGAUUUCAUUUGGUGGAGCAGGAUGGAGAACUGAAAUCAAGAACAAAGAUUAGAUCACCAACCAGCUCAUUAGCUUACCAAUCGGAAGUUAUAGGAAGGGAUGUUGAAAAGAAUGAGAUCAUCAAUGCUUUGAUGGCUCCACUUGGUGAUGAUAAGAUCAGCGCCAGUGCUGCUCAUGUAGUUUGUGUAGUAGGCAUGGGAGGGCUGGGCAAGACAACACUUGCCAAGUUGGUCUACAACGAUGAGAGGAUCAUCAAUCAGUUCAACUUGAGGGUAUGGAAGUGGGUGUUUGAAGCUCAUGGUGCGGUAGGAUUGCUGAAGGCAACUGUCGAGGCUUUCACUGGACAAACAUACCAUAAUGUCACUGAUGUCGCCCAGCUUCAAUAUAUGCUGAGCCAUAUCGUUGCAGGAAAAAGGUUUCUCUUGGUAUUAGAUGAUGUCUGGAAUGAUGAUCUGAUGACAUGGGAGUCUCUCAGAGCCCCUUUGGAAAAUGGCCUUAAAGGGAGUUGCAUCUUCAUCACCACUCGAAGCAGGAAAGUCUCUGAUAUCAUGGAUGCUGAGGUAACGCUGGAACUCAACCCAUUGAGAAGGAGUGAGAGCUGGGCGUUGUUUUGUCGGCAUGCAUUUGAAGUUGAUGCGACUGAAGCCUUGCCAAGCCUGAUAGAGAAAGGUCAAGCCAUUGUAGAGAAGUGCAAGGGAGUGCCACUGGCGAUAAAGGUACUCGGAGGCCUUUUAUGCUUUGAAGAUGAAGAAACAUGGGAGGAUGUCCAGAGAAGUGAACUGUGGAACUUGGAUGAGGGCAAAGACAAUAUUUUAUCAUCCCUGAUUUUGAGUUAUCUCUACCUGCCUGCAUCCUUGAAGCCAUGUUUCACAUACUGCUCUGUAAUCCCAAAAGGCUGCUUCUUCAAACAAGAGACCAUGGUGAGAAUGUGGAUGGCUCAGGGUCUAAUCCAAACAGAAGAUAACAAGCAGAUGGAGGGAACUGGGAGGUCCUUCUUCAAUGAAUUGCGUAGGAGAUCAUUAGUCCAAGAUGCAAUACCGGAUUUCUUCAUGAUGCAUGACCUUAUCCACGACUCUGCAAGGUCCAUCUGGGAGAAGGAGUGUUGUAAUGCAACCUAUGAAGAGUUACAAGGCAUGCUUGAAUGUGGCAAUACUGUACGGCAUCUUUCAGUCAUGAUGGCAAAUGACAUAUCUUCAUUUGGAUCCAUUAGAGUUUCUGGAAUGCUGCGAUCACUCUUAUUGGCUGCAAGAUAUCCAAUAAACCUCAAUGUAAUGACUGAAAUGUUUUUGAGACUCAGGGUGACCUAUCUCAGAGUGCUUGACUUGAGCUCCACCGGCAUAGAUGAGUUGCCAGACUCCAUUGGUGGUCUGAAACACUUGCGCUACCUUAGCCCUCACUGCAACUAG
This is a messenger RNA of Dioscorea cayenensis subsp. rotundata (Guinea yam), 1855 nucleotides long. RefSeq names its product putative disease resistance protein RGA3. Gene Ontology annotation, biological process: defense response to other organism. The transcript has 2 exons. Lineage: Eukaryota; Viridiplantae; Streptophyta; Magnoliopsida; Dioscoreales; Dioscoreaceae. Gene Ontology annotation, molecular function: ADP binding. The record is from RefSeq and is a predicted model, not a curated record. The coding region runs from base 14 to 1855 and encodes 613 amino acids.